GACGUCACUCGCGUCCGCCCCUACGCGCACAGCACACAGACACCAUGGUCCGCUCCAUCAUCCUCGCCCUCGCGCUCCCCGCCACCAACGCGUUCGUCCCGGGGACCAAGAUCAGCCCCCGCCUCGAGCGGAUGAAGAUCAAGAGCGAACUGUACGCGCCGGCCGCGGCGGGCACGAUGCCGACCUCCCAGUCGACGCCCGGCUCGGUGGGCCUCUCGAAUCUCCCCAAGCCCGGCCAGGGCGCCGAGUCGACGAUCCUCGUGCAGGGCGGCUCGCUCCGCACGUGGUCCUACCGCUCGCCGCUCGUCGACCAGGUCCAGGUCGUGCUCUCGACGGAGGGCCGCCCCCUGGACGCGGACCUCGAGCUCUGGCACGGCCCGGACAACACGCCGUGCAAGAUGCGCGUGUACGUCGAGAACGGCCAGCUCCGCCCCUUCAGCGCCGUGAUCGCGACGCCCCGCGGCCCCAACACCGUCGCCAUCCGUAACAUCGGCCAGAUCGAGUUCCCCAUCGCCGCCGACGUCUACGCCAACGACGUGGAGAACCCCUCCGCCGAGACCGUCAGCUCAGCCACGACCAUCCAGGGCGGUGCGCUCCGCACGUACCCGUUCGACCCGCUCGUCAACUCGGUCGAGGUCCUCCUCCGCACGGAUGGCCGGCCGCUCAACGCGCGCAUCGAGCUCCUCCAGGGCCCGAACAACAACAAGCAGGUCAUCGAGCUGUACACGGAGGACGGCCUGGACCGCCCCUUCUUCGCCAUCCUCGAGACGCCCGGCUCGGGCAACGUCGUGCGCAUCGUCAACACGGCGCCCGUCGAGUUCCCCAUGACGGCGGCGGUCGUCCCCCACUCCAUCGACGACAAGAUGGCGUCGGGCGCCUUCGACGGCGACGUCGUCAUCGGCGGCGACAUCGGCUGGUGAAAAACUUGAGUCUACGAAACAUUCCCACCCCCCACGCCUCGCGCGCCGCGGCGGCCACGCCGUGGCGGCCGAAGCACCAAGCAUCUACAAGCAUCCCAUCUCUCGCCCUCUUCCCUCUCGUCGACUUUUGUAAGCCAUGUCCCAGCAUG
Messenger RNA from Aureococcus anophagefferens, 1069 nucleotides. RefSeq names its product expressed protein. Lineage: Eukaryota; Pelagophyceae; Pelagomonadales; Pelagomonadaceae. The record is from RefSeq and is a predicted model, not a curated record. The coding region runs from base 45 to 920 and encodes 291 amino acids. The transcript has a single exon.